CUGGUGGCGCGCGAAACGCGGUGGGCGGGGCUGGGGCGAAAACCACUGACUUCCGGCUAGGCCGUUGUCUGGGCGGCGCGGUCGAGUCAUCGCAGGGCCUCACCGCUUCGUUCUCCCGUCCCUCCCCGCGCCUUGGCGCGGGGGGUCGACUAGCCAAGUGAGGCGGGAGGCGACUCGGACCUUUCCCUGCAUUUCGUUUCGGCCAGUGCCGGGGGCUACCGGCCCUGGGGCCUGGGAUCCUUGGGGCCCGUGAGGCCCACUGUUAGCGGCUGGGGCCUACCGCGGCCCGCCGCCGGCCCUCAUGAGGCAUAGCCUGACCAAGCUGCUGGCAGCCUCGGGCAGCAACUCCCCAACCCGCAGUGAGAGUCCGGAGCCGGCUGCAACCUGCUCGCUGCCCUCGGACCUGACCCGGGCUGCAGCGGGGGAGGAGGAGACGGCGGCGGCCGGAUCUCCCGGCCGCAAGCAGCAGUUUGGCGACGAAGGAGAGUUGGAAGCCGGGAGGGGGAGCCGCGGCGGCGUGGCCGUGCGCGCGCCCUCGCCCGAGGAGAUGGAGGAGGAGGCGAUCGCCAGCCUCCCGGGGGAAGAGACGGAGGAUAUGGACUUUCUGUCUGGGCUGGAACUGGCGGAUCUCCUGGACCCCCGGCAACCGGACUGGCACCUGGACCCCGGGCUUAGCUCGCCGGGGCCUCUCUCCUCGUCUGGCGGAGGCUCGGAUAGCGGCGGCCUGUGGAGAGCGGACGAUGAUGAAGAGGCCGCGGCUGCUGAAAUGCAGCGCUUUUCUGACCUGCUGCAAAGGCUGUUAAACGGUAUCGGAGGCUGCAGCAGCAGCAGUGACAGUGGCAGCGCCGAAAAGAGGCGGAGAAAGUCCCCAGGAGGAGGCGGCGGUGGCGGCAGCGGUAACGACAACAACCAGGCGGCGACAAAGAGUCCCCGGAAGGCGGCGGCGGCCGCUGCCCGCCUUAAUCGGCUGAAGAAGAAGGAGUACGUGAUGGGGCUGGAGAGUCGAGUCCGGGGUCUGGCAGCCGAGAACCAGGAGCUGCGGGCCGAGAAUCGGGAGCUGGGCAAACGCGUACAGGCACUGCAGGAGGAGAGUCGCUACCUACGGGCAGUCUUAGCCAACGAGACUGGACUGGCUCGCUUGCUGAGCCGGCUGAGCGGCGUGGGACUGCGGCUGACCACCUCGCUCUUCAGAGACUCGCCCGCCGGUGACCACGACUACGCUCUGCCGGUGGGAAAGCAGAAGCAGGACCUGCGGGAAGAGGACGACUCGGCGGGAGGAGUCUGUCUCCAUGUGGACAAGGAUAAGGUGUCGGUGGAGUUCUGCUCGGCGUGCGCCCGGAAGGCGUCGUCUUCUCUUAAAAUGUAGGGUCAAGUAAUCUGCUCUUUAUCCGCGUUUACCCCUUUCAACUCCCUUACACCAUGUCAAACUUACCGUAGUGGGACAUCUUCACCGGACACAUUUCAGAGGAGAGAAAAAAAGUAAUAUUGAAUCUUAAAGUGUUUAGCUAAAAGCAUGAAUGUGACACAGUAACCAACUCCUAAUGAUAACAUGUGACUAUUAAAUCUCUCUGACAGUUUCUUUUUUAGGUGAUUUCCUUCCUGCCAGGCUCCGUUGUAGGGGUUACAGAACAGUCGUUCCCGCCUCACAACCUGGUAAGGAUCCAUCUCUUCCCGUAACGCUCAUGCUCUGCUGCUUAAUCUACUUUAAUGGGCAACAUCUCAGUUUGUGUGUGUGUGAUUUUUUUUUUUUUUCUGUUUUGGAAGGUGGGAGGGAAAUCUAAUUUGGGCCCUGUCCACCCUGGAAACAGACUUGUGCUGGUCAAGAAUGUAUUUAAGAUGCCUCUUCUGGUUGAAAUAGCUAUUAAUGUGUCCCCUUAUUCAGACUUUGCGUGUACCUAGCUCUUCUGUCCCCAGUGUGGACAUGGCCUUGGAUGACAUCGGUUCCAACUGUACACUGAAACCUGCUUAUAGAGAGACAGUUUGGAGACAGUGAAACAGGUGAAGUUGAAUGGAAGUUCCGAGUUGUACAAGGUGCAAAUUGGAAUUCCGAUUUUAGGGCAACUUUUCAGAGGUUGACAAUAAGUAUUUGAGGCAUGCACAAAUGUGAUAGUUAUUUUGCUGGAGGUGACAGGUAUCUCUUAAAUAUCAACAAUGCCUUUUAGUUUUCAGUGCGAGAUAUAGAAACAGUCUAUACGGAGUAACAGAUUUUAAUGUCUCACCAUUAGAGAAGUUGGAAAUUAACAUACAUAUCAGACUCCUGUGUUUUAGUUAAUUGGAGAAUAAGAAUGGCUAAUGUUUCUUUGAGGACCAGCAGUGAUUACCCUAUCACUGAGUAUGAAUAAAUUGUUGAACAUCUUUAUUUUUGUUGUAUUAAAAUUUUAGGUUAAAUUUAUAUAUGUAUGAUUAGAUAUUGAAGGUUGUGAAAUGUGAAUGAAAACGUGUAAAGUGAGGCUUCACAAAGAAUCUUAUUCUCUGUGUUUCAAAAGUAUUUGUCCUAUUUUAAAAUAAUUUUUUAAAUUAAGUGGUUCUGGCCACUUAAAUGACACGAUUGGCACUAUUUUCCUAAAGGUGGGAUUUAUUCUUCCCUUGAAUCUAUUAACCAGUUGUAUAAAUUGAGUUAUGGUGUCCUUCAGUGUAAGAGGCAUUAAGAAAUUCUUUGUGAAACAUCACUGCUUGAUAAAGUAUAUACGUAUUUAGCAUCCUUGUUUUUCUUUGUGCUAAAGUGGAUACAGCUGUUGGGGCAGAAGAGACGGGACCAGCUGCUGGCCACAUUUCCUGCUUUAUUUUAAAA
Messenger RNA from Pongo pygmaeus (Bornean orangutan), 2791 nucleotides. RefSeq names its product CREB/ATF bZIP transcription factor (gene CREBZF). Lineage: Eukaryota; Metazoa; Chordata; Mammalia; Primates; Hominidae. The transcript has a single exon. Gene Ontology annotation, biological process: regulation of DNA-templated transcription. Bases 302 to 1366 code for a protein of 354 amino acids. Gene Ontology annotation, molecular function: DNA-binding transcription factor activity. The record is from RefSeq and is a predicted model, not a curated record.